This is a messenger RNA of Scophthalmus maximus (turbot), 3542 nucleotides long. It is a transcript of the gene pkd2l1, whose product is annotated as polycystic kidney disease 2-like 1. The record is from RefSeq and is a predicted model, not a curated record. NCBI's taxonomy places the organism in Eukaryota, Metazoa, Chordata, Actinopteri, Pleuronectiformes, Scophthalmidae. Gene Ontology annotation, biological process: detection of mechanical stimulus; potassium ion transmembrane transport. Bases 71 to 2518 code for a protein of 815 amino acids. The transcript is spliced from 15 exons. Gene Ontology annotation, cellular component: membrane. Gene Ontology annotation, molecular function: muscle alpha-actinin binding; calcium channel activity; sodium channel activity.
UCCGAUUCACUCUCUCUUCGGGACUACACCCCAGCGGUUCACGCAGAGAAACGCCGGGUGUCUCCAAAGCAUGAAGUGCCUGAACAACCGGGCCGACAGCCACCUGACCGGGCAGGUGGAGUGCGAGUUGGACAGCGCGGGCAAUGGGGCCUGGGUGAACCAGGGCUACUGUGGCUCUCCUCCACCGCUGCCCCGAGCUGUCAGCACCAUCUACAACCCUCAGCCUCUGUUCCAGGGCUCCAUGGACGGCAUGUACAAACUGGACACCCCCGGCCCGUUCCACCAGCCACCCGAGGAACCACUACCCACCGAAAAGAGUCUGGUGAAGAAGCGAAGAGGCUGCUGCUCUUUUAUCAAAGGGUUGUGGGGCACAACACUGACUGAAAACACCUCUGACAACAGGGAACUGUUUGUCCGAACCACGCUUCGGGAGUUGUUGGUCUAUCUGGUGUUCCUGGUGGACAUAUGCCUUUUGACGUACGGUAUGACCAAUUCAAGCACCUACUAUUACACCAAAGCCAUGACGGACCUGUUUGUGAAUACAGCCGGUGAGAGUGGGGUUAGGUUUCAGUCCAUUGGCACCAUGGCUGACUUCUGGACAUACGCCCAAGGCCCAUUACUGGACGGCCUCUACUGGACUAAAUGGUACAAUAACCAGUCACUAGAGAGCGGGAACAAGUCCUUCAUCUACUAUGAGAAUAUGUUGCUGGGAGUCCCCAGGAUGAGGCAAAUCAAGAUCAAGAAUAACUCCUGCAAGGUCCACAACGACUUCCAAGAUGAGAUCAUGGGAUGUUUCGAUGUCUACAAUGAGAAGAAGGAGGAGGACCUCAGCUUUGGUCUCAUUAAUGGCACUGCAUGGACUUACCACACGGAGAAAGAGGUCAAGGGCUCCGCUCACUGGGGAUUGCUGACCACCUACAGCGGAGCAGGAUUCUAUCAAGACCUGGGUCGGACCAAAGAGGAGAGCACCGUCAUACUGAUGGAACUGGUGGACAACCUAUGGCUGGACCGAGGAACCAGAGCGGUCUUCAUCGACUUCUCCACUUACAACGCAAACAUCAACAUGUUCUGUGUCAUCAGGUUGGUGGUUGAAUUCCCAGCAACCGGAGGAGCAAUCCCUUCCUACCAGAUCAGAACGGUCAAACUGAUUCGCUACAUCACCUACUGGGACUACUUCGUCCUCGGCUGUGAGAUGGUUUUCUGUUUGUUCAUCCUCUACUAUGUUGUGGAGGAGAUUCUUGAGCUACAAAUACACAAGUUCUCCUACUUCAGGAGCAUCUGGAACAUACUAGAUAUUGUUGUCAUAAUGCUCGCCAUCGUUGCCAUUGUAUUCAAUAUUUUCCGCACUGUCAAAGUGGAUAAGUUACUUGGCAAGCUGCUGGAACAACCCGCUAUCUAUGCUGAUUUUGAAUUUUUGGCAUUCUGGCAAACACAGUACAACAACAUGAAUGCUGUGAACUUGUUCUUCGCGUGGAUCAAGGUUUUCAAGUACAUCAGUUUUAAUAAGACCAUGACUCAGCUGUCCUCCACACUGGGAAGAUGUGCCAAAGAUAUCUUGGGAUUCGCCAUAAUGUUCUUCAUAGUCUUCUUCGCUUAUGCUCAGCUUGGAUAUUUGCUCUUUGGGACAGAGGUUGACUCCUUCAGCACCUUCGUGAAGUGCAUAUUCACACAGUUCAGGAUUAUUCUUGGAGACUUUGAUUAUGAUGCCAUCGAUCGCGCUAACAGAGUCCUUGGGCCAAUCUACUUUGUCACCUAUGUUUUCUUUGUUUUCUUUGUCCUGCUGAACAUGUUUCUGGCCAUCAUAAAUGACACAUAUUCUGAGGUAAAGGAGGAGCUCUCAUCCCAAAAAGAUGAGCUGCAGAUUACAGACAUCAUCAAGCAGAGCUAUAUGAAGACCUUUAUGAAGUUGAAACUCAAAAAGGAGAAAAUAUCUGACGUUCAGAAGGCGCUACGUUCCGGAUCUGGAGAAAUUGAAUUCAAGGACUUCAGAGAAACCCUGAAAGAGAUGGGACAUGCUGAUCACGAAAUCUCUGCAGCCUUCUCACGGUUUGACUGCGACGGGAAUCAAAUUCUAGAUGAAGACGAACAGGAUAGGAUGAAAAUUGAGCUCGAGGAAAAGAGGGACGCUCUCAGCGCUGAGCUCAACAAUCUUGGAAUUAAUUACGGGAAAGAAUUACUGGAGAAGCCCGCUGUGGCCUCCAAUGAGCAAAAGAACAGCUCCAGUCAAACAUUUGUGGAUCGAGAGCAGUUUCUGAAACUGGCCAGGCAGGUUCUCACCCUCGAAAGCUCCGUGGCAGGCGUUACAAGCAGGAUUGAGUUGAUAAUGGAGAGACUGGGAUUACAAGAGAAAGCCAAAGGGAACGAAACUGCAGGGAAGCAGUCCGUGACCAUUAAUGACAGUGAUGACACUGCCUCAGAUGGGAGCAUCCUGGUCUGCGUGGACAGAGGCACGAAGGCCAGUCUGUCAUACAGGAGACCAGCAGUUCGCACCAGCUCCACAUACAACUGUCACAUGUGAUUAACCCUCCAGGAAACAGAGACAUCGGUCAUCUGGUAGUCGGCCGACACAUGAGAAUGUGCGGGGUCAUCCACCAACAAUAUUUUGUGCUUGAGAAUGUCCCUUUGUCCAGAGUAAAGAUUCUAAAACUACAAUUAGGCAAUAAGAUCAACAAUGACACAACUGACAGUAGGACUCACGCCAGGCAAACUGCAACACUUCAUUUUAUGGUCACAUGUAUAUACGGUAUACAUACUUUUGAUUUUGCUUACUAGGCGCCUUUAUUAGAGCUAAUGUAAUGAAGUGGAUUAAGCUCAGAUUUAUAGAGGACUACAAUGUAUGUUGUAGAUGAGACCUGAAUGUAAAUCGACGUAUUGUACGUGUUGUGGAAUAUACAUUUAUUUCAAAAGUAGGUUAGAAGAAAGUGACACCAUAUAAUCCAUUAUUAGGCAGGGCAGGGGCCCCUCACCAUCUGACUAAAUUAAUGUUUGCGUUGCUUUAGUCGUGUAAUGUUUAUGAAUAUAAAAGUUAUAUUGCAGCUUCUCAGAAACUACCCCCCCCCCCCCGUAGUUCAGUGAGAUGUCUACAAAAUAAUUCCCCAGAUAUAUUUUUUUAUGAUUAGAUGCAAUUCAGUAAUUAUACACCAAGUUUGCCCACUUCAUGAGCUCCCAGAACCUCAUGUUGUAACCGAGCAAAUACGAUGAAUGAAAGGAUCUAUAGCCCUCCAUUAAAAACAUUUGUUAAAAACAAAAUACUCUAAAUUAGAACAUAUUAUCCCAGUGGACUGGAUAUUAAAAACAUCUGGCUGUCACUAUUCAGGUUUCAUACGUCCAGACGGCGCUGCACAACAAAAAAGGGAGAAAAGUUUUUAAGCAAUUGUAUAGAAAACUCAUUCCAUCUCAUCUAUAAUCAAUGUAUCAUUCAGAUGGUUCAAACCUCAGUUUAAUAAAAGUUAGUGUCUGGUAGAAUUACUGUGAAGACAAUUUUACAGUUAAUUUAUGUGUAAAGCUCAAUUUAUUUGUGUAUAAUAAAUGUACCAAAUGAC